AACAAAUUGUGUUGCACCGGGUGUAACCAGCGAGCUAACGUUAGGCUAGUUAGAUGUAGCUUGCUAGCUUUAGGUUAUUGUCGGUGUACGUAGCUGUAGAAUGAACACAAUACACCACAUUGUUGAGGGACUCUAACGAAACUCGCUGGUGUCACUUUAUUUCAUCAACACACUGCUGUUGUCGUCGACGUCUUCUGUUUAGUUGUCUUGAUAAUUUGCUUUCCCGUGACAGUCGGUUAGCUAGUUAGCCUCUUCAGCUAGCUAAGUACAGUAGCGUAUGGGUGUCAAAGUUAGCUGUGACUUCACUUGGUGUCUGGUUGCCUGAUCUCACAUUUCGGACACGUCAAGGUUCCUCAAAUCCGUCUCCUGAUUUUGGGGGCUAUGAUGUCGGAGCCGAAGACCCCCGUUCCCACUCCUGCUGGCGACACAUACAAAGGAUGGGUGUUCAAGUGGACAAAUUACAUCAAGGGUUAUCAGCGGAGGUGGUUUGUCCUGAGUAAUGGGCUGCUGUCCUACUACAGGACCCAGGCAGAGAUGGGCCACACGUGUCGAGGCACAAUCAACCUGGCGACGGCAACCAUCACCGUGGAUGACGCCUGCAACUUUGUCAUCUCCAAUGGCGGAGCGCAGACGUAUCACCUGAAGGCCAGCUGUGAAGUGGAACGCCAGCGCUGGAUCACUGCCCUGGAACUGGCCAAAGCCAAGGCGGCCCGCAUGCAGGCUGAGUCAGAUGACUCGGGGGAUGAUUUUCCCUCAUCAUCCCCGCCCACCGCACCCGGACAAGGUGGCGGUUCGCAGAAUUCCGAAGUGCAGUCUGCUCUCCGAACACUAGGCAGCAAGGUGGAGGAUCUCAGCACUUGCAACGACCUCAUUUCAAAGCAUGGCUCUGCCCUCCAGAGGUCUUUAUCAGAACUGGACAGUUUGCGUCUUACCGGAGAAGCUGGGGAUAAGAUCCGUCAGGUGACAGAGAGGGCCACGCUGUUCCGUAUCACCUCUAAUGCCAUGAUAAAUGCGUGCCGAGACUUCCUCGCGUUGGCUCAGACUCACAGCAAGCGAUUGCAGAAGGCCCUUCAGGCAGAACGGGACCAGCGGGUUAGGCUGGAGGAGACUUUAGAGCAGCUGGCCAAGCAGCACAACCACCUGGAGCGAGCCUUCAGAGGGGCUUCACAGUCUAAUGCCACUGCAGACAAUGAAAGUGCUUCUGGCCCGGGAAAAGGUGAGGGGAGCGACGAAGAAGACGACAACGAGUUCUUUGAUGCCAUGGAGGAGGCUCCUGAGUUUAUCACUGUCCCUGCAGACCCCCACUUUCACAAAAGGUCAAGCAGUAAUAUCAGCGGUUUCAACAGUGAAAUGUGUCCUGAUGAUCAAUCGCUCAACGAGGAGCCUCUUGCGAUGAACCAGGAAUCCCCCUCUCAGGAGUUGGUGCCGCUGAAGAAGCGGCGGACACGCAUUGCAGACAAACCUAACUAUUCUCUCAAUCUGUGGAGUAUCAUGAAGAACUGUAUCGGCAAAGAGCUGUCCAAAAUCCCAAUGCCUGUAAACUUCAACGAGCCCAUCUCCAUGCUGCAGCGGCUGUCAGAGGACCUGGAGUACCACGAGCUGCUGGACAAGGCCUCCAAGUGCCAGAGUUCCCUGGAGCAGAUGUGCUACGUGGCCGCCUUCUCCGUGUCCUCCUACUCCACCACCGUCCACCGCACGGGCAAACCCUUCAACCCCCUGCUGGGAGAGACGUACGAGCUGGACCGCCGGAGAGAGAGCGGCUACCGCUCCCUCUGCGAACAGGUCAGUCACCACCCCCCCGCGGCAGCGCACCAUGUGAUCUCGGAUCGCGGAUGGACUCUGAGGCAGGAAAUCACUGUUGCCAGCAAGUUCAGGGGAAAAUACCUCUCCAUUAUGCCUUUAGGCACCAUUCACGCCAUCUUUGAGAAGGGCAACAAUCACUACACAUGGAAGAAAGUCACCACCACAGUACACAACAUCAUCGUGGGGAAGCUGUGGAUCGAUCAGUCAGGAGAGAUAGACGUGGUGAACCACACCACAGGAGACCGCUGCCACCUGAAGUUUGCUCCCUACAGUUACUUCUCCAGAGAUGUGGCCAGAAAGGUGACAGGUGUGGUGAUGGACAAGGACGGCAAGGCCCACUACGUGCUGUCGGGCACGUGGGACGAGAAGAUGGAGUUUUCCCGGGUGAUGCAGAGCAGCCUCGGAGGAGAGAACGGCACCGAGGGCAAACAGAAGACGGUCUAUCAAACCCUGAAAGCCAGAGAGGUUUGGAGGAGGAACCCUCUACCUGAGGGAGCAGAUACCAUGUACUACUUUACCUCCUUGGCGCUGACCCUAAAUGAAUACGAGGAAGGCAUAUCGCCCACCGACAGCCGGCGCCGGCCCGACCAGCGCCUGAUGGAGGAAGGCCGCUGGGACGAAGGCAACUCGGAGAAGCAGCGGCUGGAGGAGAAGCAGCGCAUCGUCCGGCGGGAGAGAGAGAGGGAAGCCGCCAGCCAACGCACCGCCAGCCAGCCAGAGGAAGCUGUCGAUGAGGACUCUCUAACUGAUCCGUCCUUAAAAAGCGCACCUCAUGACAGCCACCUGGCCCUUUGGUUCGACCGCUGUGAAGACGAGAUCACGGGGGAGCAGGUCCACAUCUAUAAGGGAGGCUACUGGGAAGCCAAGGACCGCGGCAUCUGGGAGGGCUGCCCGGACAUAUAUUGACCUCAUCUUUGACUGGAAAGUGCCCCCGAAGAGACUGACCCUUGGAAGCCGCCUGGUGCACGG
Molecule: messenger RNA, 2772 nt
Organism: Notothenia coriiceps (black rockcod)
Lineage: Eukaryota; Metazoa; Chordata; Actinopteri; Perciformes; Nototheniidae
Product: oxysterol-binding protein 1-like
Exons: 17
Coding region: 382-2709 (775 amino acids)
Cellular component (GO): plasma membrane; perinuclear endoplasmic reticulum; cytosol
Molecular function (GO): sterol binding
Source: RefSeq, a predicted model, not a curated record